Messenger RNA from Papaver somniferum (opium poppy), 4717 nucleotides. RefSeq lists its product as uncharacterized. The transcript has 2 exons. Lineage: Eukaryota; Viridiplantae; Streptophyta; Magnoliopsida; Ranunculales; Papaveraceae. The record is from RefSeq and is a predicted model, not a curated record. Bases 2492 to 3385 code for a protein of 297 amino acids.
ACCUCCCUCUCUACUGUCAAACCCAUACCACCACCGAUCUCUCUCUUGCACCCAUACUUUUACUUUUUGUACAGCAACAAUAUUUCCCUCACCAUACUUCUGCUAUAACAUCCUUACCACUUUGCUUCUCAAUCUCUAAUGUCAAUCACCCAAUUUCAUCAUUUUCACCUAUGUAUUCUUGUUGUAGCUUUUGAGUGAAAUUGAAGAAAUAGGUUGAAAGUCAUUGAUAUAGGAACGGAAAGCCUAAAGUCUAGCAGCAUGGUUUGAAGGCAGUGAAGUGUAUUUCAGUUGUAUUUGGUACCCGCGGGGCUGAAAUACAAAUCAAGGAAAGGAAAGAUAAAGGAGCAGCAGAACCUGUUUAUCGUGCCUAAUCCCAGUUUUACACUGGCGGUAUUGUAUUCUCGAACUCGAAGUUUGCCCUAAAUAUUUUCCGUGACUACUGAAUAAUGCUCACUGAUGUUUGUCAACCAUGAUAUCCACAAGCAUAAUCCCGUGACAUCUGAGUGACAAUUUUUACCUGCUGAGAUUGUCAUCUCCCUGUGUAUGCAUCUCUCAAUCUCUGAACUGCUGAUAACUGUAUGAAUGCUUGCUGACCUAAUAAUUCACGUAGCUUUAUCCACCCUGCAACAUAUGGUAUCUGUGUGCAUGUUCCUGCGCUAGUUGAGUAACAUAUUUGUUCAUGAUUAUGUGGCUUGUGAAUAACAUCCUUGCUCGCUGAAACUGUCAUUUCACUUUGUGUCCGUGUGCAUACACCUCAGUGAAUCUGUUUGUCAUUCAUGUGAUAUUUGGUCUGUCUUAUGAACUUGUUGUAAUUCUGGGUGUUAUAACAUGUUGACUGAUAUGUUGUCUGGGAUACGAUUGUGUCUUUUACAUACCAAACAAAUCGAUUAGUUAGAAUUCGUCAAAAAGACAUAAUUGAAAUACCCGUUUCUGCCGUAGAUAGACCUGACCAACCUGAGACAAUGGGUGAAGAGUUAAAUCAACCCCGUAGUCUCAAGGAUUCCAUGUACCCGACAAGGGAAAGCCAUCCCUCUUGCAUUAUUUUACCAGAUGCUGCUGGUCAGUUUGAAUUGAAAGCGAGCACGAUACAUAUGCUCCCUGUGUUUCGAGGGGUUGAUGCUGAAAACCUCUAUCACCAUGUGAGAGAGUUUGAAGAGAUUUGUGGGACUCUGCGUUUCACUCAAUGCCGGAAGAGUCCCUGAAAUUGAGACUAUUUCCUUUCUCUUUAAAGAAAAAGGCCAAGUCUUGGCUAUAUGCCCUGCAGCCAUAGUCAAUUAGGACAUGGGAUGAUCUUACGAAAGAAUUUUUCAAAAAGUUCUUUCCAAAUCACAAGACUGCGACCAUUCGUCAAAGUCUGAAUAGCUUUGUGCAAUUAGAGGGUGAGACCUUAGCUAAAUACCUGGAGAGAUUUAAUGAAUUAUUGUUUCAGUGUCCUCACCAUGGUUUUGAAAAAUGGAGACUAGUGCAAAUUUUGUAUGAAGGUCUAGAUGUUGCCACCCGAACAACAAUUGAGUCAAUGUGCAACAGUUUAUUUAUUGACAAAAGUGCUGAUGAGUCUUGGACUUUCCUAAUCGAAGUUGCUGAAAAGACUCAGCAGUGAGAGUCCAUUCGUGAACCUAGGAAGACUGCCCCUGUAGCUAAUGUUGAUAGAGUUGAGUCUGACUUUGAGGGAAAUGCGAAAAUCGCAUUGUUGGCAAGGAGAGUAGAAGCGCUAGAGCUGCAGAAGAAUGUGAAACCUUCUGCCACUACUCUCCGUGACCAUGUCGAAAUGUCUAUUUGUGGUGCUUGUAAUAAAUUUGACCACCUAGUGGAUAAUUGUCCAGAAAUACUUGCAUUCUAGGAAUCUAGACUUGAACAGGCCCAUGUUCUGUAUCAAAAGAAAGAACAUAACCCUUAUUCACAUAACUACAACCCAGGGGGAAGAACCACCCUAAAUUUUCAUGGUCUAAGGGCCCUGUACAAGGGGGUACAUCAGGAAACACACAAGAGUAUCCACACCCUAUAAACCCUCAUAUGCACUCGUACAUACAAUACCCUGCUGAGAAAAAAAUGUCUAGCAUUGAAGAGAGUGUUGGUCUAUUGACAAAAAUCUUUUGCAACUUCAGAAGUCGACUGACCAACGUUUUACAAGUCUAGAACUUAAGAUGGGUCAAAUUUGCGAUGCACUUAAUGAGAGGGAAAAGGGUAAACUCCCAAGUCAGCCUCAACAAAUCCUAAGAGUGCAUUUCAGGCAGGUACAUCAACUUGCAAUGAGUCUUCGCACGAUCAAGUGCACUCUGUCACUACUCUUCGUAGUGGUAAAGUUGUUGAUAACAACGUAGGCGUACCACAGACCAGUGAGUCUAAGUCAGACUCAUCAUUGCAUACAACGCCAUAAAAAACAUCCAUUGUAGAAAAUGAAUUGGAGCAUGUUUGUAAAUCUAAAAAUUCUACUGAUGAUAAUGUUUCUUUGCCAUCUAAUGUGCCUGUUGCUCCAUUUCCUCAAAGGUUGAUGCAACAGAAGAAAGGCACCCAUUACAAUGAGAUGUUAGAGAUGUUCAAAAGAGUCAACAUCAACAUCCCAUUUCUUGAGGCAAUUAAGCAAAUCCCUGCAUAUGCCAAAUUCCUCAAGGAUUUGUGUACACAAAAGCGAAAGCUUAAUGUGCACAAACGUACCUUUCUAGCUGAGCAGGUGAGUUCCAUCAUUCAAAAUAAGACUCCACCUAAGUUUAGAGACCCAGGUUUUCCAACAAUAUCUUGUACUAUAGGCGACCAUACUGUCGAUAAGGCUUUGCUAGACUUAGGAGCAAGUGUAAACCGAUUUCCGUAUUUAGUAUAUGUGCAAUUAGGUCUUGGAGAUUUGAAACCAACACCUAUAACUCUGCAAUUGGCGGACAGAUCCGUCAAAGUUCCUCGUGGUGUGGUUGAGGACGUUUUAAUCAAGGUUGAUAAACUUUAUUUUCCCGCGGACUUCAUUGUUUUAGAUACUCAACCCGUGCAAAACCCUGACUGCCACAUUCCUGUCAUUUUAGGACGUCCCUUCUUGGCGACGUCCAAUGCAAUUAUCAAUUGUCGUCAUGGAGUGUUGAAAUUGUCGUUUGGUAACAUGACUGUGGAAUUGAAUGUGUUUAAUGUUAGUCAACAACCUAUGGAUCUUAAAGAUAAUGAUGUGCAUGAAAUUAAUAUGAUUGAAAGUUUGAUUCAAGAUUCAUUGUCUAACACUUUAUCGGUUGAUCCUUUGCUAGCAUGUAUGGAAAAUUUUAACUUGGAUCUGUAUGAUGCUGAAUACAUUAGUGAAGUCCACUCUUUGCUCGAAUCUGUGCCUCAUAUGGACGUCACUAAAUGGCAGACUAAAGUGGAACCACUCCCACUUUCUGAUUUUAAGUCUGUUCCUUCCCUUGAUUGACACAUUUUUGUGUCUAAAUUGUCCUCAAUUUUCUGUAAUGUUGGUACUCGAUUUUGUACUUGUUAUGGUGUUUUGUGUGUUUGUAAGUAUUUUCGAGAAAUAAAUAUUUUUGGAAAAAUCGUCUCGAAAAAUUAUGCGGAGCACCCUCAGUGGACAUUCGUUAUGCGGACUCUCACUUUGGUUAAGGGGCACCUCAAUUACUAUUUACAACCCAGGGGCGCCAACUGCUAUCGCACCCCCAUCUCUGUUAGGGGGAGGUCGUCCCCUUCGUUUGAAUUUCCAGUUUCGCGGGGAAACUGUGUUAAUCAGUGGCAGAAGUUAGGGUUCGCGUUUUGGGCAGGAUAGAAAGAGACUCAAUGGCCGAGAUUGAUUGGGAGGACUUGAUUGAGCGUAACAGGCAUGGUAUAGUCAUUUGAUUCAGUUAGAGUUGGCUAGAUCGAUGAUUUGAAGAAAACAUGGGAGGAUUAUUCUCGGUUUUCUUCUGUUUUUUUUUGGACGGGAUUUACUCGAGUUUGCACGUGCAGAAGGUUUGAUAACACCCUUUUUUAUCGAAACAGGCUUGGUACUCGGGUUUAUAUGGAAAAGGAAGGAAUUUACCAUAAUUAUUCUCUUAAAACUGAAAACAUAGGUUCUCGGGUGGAGUUUGGUUUAUAUUUCGUAUUUGCAAGGAUAGGAGAAUAUAUCCCGUGAGUAUACGGUCCCACAAAGUCAAUAGAUAGUUUCGGGACAACUCAGAUGCCGCAUAGGAGGAAAAGAAGGAGUUUUCAGCUGAGUUUCAAUAAAUCAUGGAAGAAAUAUAUUCUCGGCUUUAUUUAUGGGAAGUGUUUGAAGAUUGCGCGUGUUUGAAGUGUGUUGGGAUCUUUCUGGUCUUGUUAUGAGCGAUAUUGGAGUGUGUUUGGAUGCAACAAAAGCGUGUAGGAGUUAAACAGGGAAAGAACUCGGUAAUAUGCAGAGGGAAGUAAAGAGAAGAUAUUCGCAUUAACUCGAGAUAUUUUGAGGUCCCGUGGCAUAUAAAUAGGCUGAUAGUGAUUCAUAGAAGGGGAUGGAGAGUUAGGGGAGAAAAAUAGCGCGAGAAAUCAGGUGCAAUGAGCUUGUUCUUCAUCAAUAAAGAAGAGAGGAAGAAGACGCACAUACAACACUUGUAGUCUGUCGUUGUUUUAUUAUCUUCAUCUCUCUACGACCGUUGUUCUGCAACAGUUGUGCGUUAUCGUUUUCUUUGUAACAACGUUGUAUUUGUAACAUGAGGUUCUGUAACGCCCAUUCACCGUUGCAAAUCUCUGUUUUAUUAUUUUUCUUCCUUGUAAGCACCUUUUUGAGCAAUGAAGUCAUACU